This is a messenger RNA of Manis javanica (Malayan pangolin), 3355 nucleotides long. RefSeq names its product mannosidase endo-alpha like (gene MANEAL). The record is from RefSeq and is a predicted model, not a curated record. NCBI's taxonomy places the organism in Eukaryota, Metazoa, Chordata, Mammalia, Pholidota, Manidae. Gene Ontology annotation, molecular function: alpha-mannosidase activity.
GGGUGGGGGAAAGGGAAUGCCUUCCUUCCAGGGCCAAGGAGAAGAGUUCUGGCGGCGGCGCUGGAGGGCGUGGGAGCAGAGAACACUUCCCGGGUCCACUCCCCCCUCGGCUCUUGACCACUUGGUCUGCGCCGCCUGCAUUGUCUGUGUGCCGGGCCCGCCCGCACUGCGGGGGAGAAGCCGGGAACCGCCCACAAGGCUCUCGGCGUCGCUGUCUCCGUGGGACGCGCGCUGGCUGGGCGAAGCGCGGCAGCCGGGCGGGCAGCCAUGGCGCGGCUGGCUGGGAGGUAGCCGGGCGGGAAGCGAGGAGCGCUGGAGCCGCCAUGGCCCGGCGGCGCCGCCGCGCCUGCAUCGCGCUGUUCCUUGUGCUGCUCUUCGCCUUCGGCACCCUAAUGGGCCUGCGCACGUUAAAGGCUCCUGACGGACUCCCGGCGCUGGGCCCGGGCCUGGAGCUGGCGCCCUUUGAGCGACGACCGGAGGGGGGUCCCGCGCCCGCCGUCCGGGCUCCGGCAGCCCCCGCCGCGCCGCCCCCGCCGCCGCCGCCGCCUGGCACCGCGGGCCCGGCCAGCUCCCCGAGGCCGGCUCCCGCGGAGGCCGAGCCCGCCCCCAGGCAGAGUCUGCGCGUCUACUCGGACCUGCACGCUUUCUACUACUCGUGGUACGGGAGCCCGCGGCGCGAGGGCCACUACAUUCACUGGGACCAUGUCAUGGUGCCGCACUGGGACCCCAAGAUCUCGGCCAGCUACCCCCGCGGCCGCCAUAGUCCCCCCGACGACUUGGGUUCCAGCUUCUACCCGGAACUGGGACCCUACAGCUCCCGGGACCCCGAAGUGCUCAGGGAGCACAUGACCCAGCUGAAGGAAGCUGCCAUCGGUGUCCUGGUCCUGUCCUGGUACCCACCUGGCAUGGCUGAUGAUAAUGGAGAACCCUCAGAUGACCUGGUGCGUGCCAUUCUGGACACCGCCCAUCAGUACAGCAUCCAGGUGGCCUUCCACAUCCAACCCUACAAGGGCCGGGAUGACAUCACUCUGCAUGACAACAUCAAGUACAUUAUUGACACGUAUGGCUCCCAUGGUGCGUUUUACCGCUAUAAAAACAGCAUGGGUAAGAGCCUCCCGCUCUUCUAUAUCUACGACUCAUACCUGACAUCCCCUGAGGCCUGGGCCCGCCUCCUGACACCAAAUGGGCCCCACUCAAUCCGAAACACCCACUAUGAUGGGCUCUUCAUAGCGCUGCUGGUGGAGGAGGGGCACACCCACGACAUCCUCGCUGCUGGAUUUGAUGGCAUGUACACAUACUUUGCCUCCAAUGGCUUCUCCUUUGGCUCCUCGCAUCAGAACUGGAAAGCUGUGAAGAACUUUUGUGAUGCCAAUAACCUCAUGUUCAUUCCCAGUGUGGGGCCUGGCUACAUUGAUACCAGCAUCCGGCCCUGGAACAAUCACAAUACACGUAACAGGGUCAAUGGCAAGUACUAUGAGACGGCCCUGCAGGCAGCCUUGACAGUGAGGCCCGAAAUUGUCUCCAUCACCUCUUUCAAUGAGUGGCAUGAAGGCACCCAGAUCGAGAAGGCCAUUCCCAAGAAGACGCCAACUCGUCUGUAUUUGGACUACCUGCCUCAUCAGCCCAGCCUAUACCUGGAGCUGACUCGCCGCUGGGCUGAACACUUCAUCAAAGAGAAAGAGCAGUGGCUGAUGUGAGGAGCCUGCAAACGGGCACAAAGUGCUGAUGUGUUCCAGACUCACUGGAAGAUGUCACACAUGGAGCUCAGCUGCGGUUAUAGGUACUUGUUCAUCUCCAAGUCAGCAGCUGUGUGCUUCCUGGUGGGCUGUCAAGCCUGGGCCUGUGUGGAACAGAGCCUGCUUGUCAGGCAAGUGCUGGGGUACUCUGCAGUGAAAGGAGGCAAGGCAGGGUUCCAGAGAGGGAACUCUAGAGGCUGGCAAGUGACUGGACUUAGCCCAGAACAGCUCCACAUCCUCAGUCAGAACACUUUAAAAUAAUCCUUUAUAGCUUUGAACUCGGCAGGUUGGUGUGGAGUUGCAAAGUCACUGCUUUUAGAAGGGUGCCAGGGUUCUGGGCUAGCAUGCACCCUGCUCCCUUCUGCCAGCCCACAUCCUCUCUUCAGGCCUCCUCCCCACACUGUCUUCUCGAAGUUAAGGAACCAUAUUUAGGCUUUCUAAAAGGGAAAUUAUUCCCAGUAGAUUCCUGAACCCAAUCAGGAAAUAAUCCUGAGCAUUCACAUACUCAUUCAACACAUACUAAUCAAGCACCUUCCCAAGUGCUAGGUGCUGGAGAACUUGACCAGGAAUGGUUCCUGUCUUCCUGAAGCUUACGGGAUCCAGCUUUCCUUGUAUGGUGUGGCCUCAUAGCUAGUGCCUGAACACAGCUCUAAGUUUUUUCUUUUUGCAGUUUUACCCAAUGCUGGGAGUUCAAUUCUUUUUCCUCCAAGAAAAUACCUCUGUGCUCCAGAGCCAGUUUUCCCAGGUGAACAUUUAACUCCAGGGAGAGCAUUAGUUUAUUUCCCACCCCUUAGCUGCCUCAACUAAAUGAGGCCCACACACUAGAGCCAUUCUCAGUGCUACUGUGAUUUGCAGUAAUGAAACAUGAUUUGGUAUUGAAUAGGCACUCCUGCUCUCAAGACUUCACGGAUCUGACCCCUCAGAUUCUAACAAAGUGCCGUGUGCGAUGGCCUGGCUAGUGUUAGCACAAUGCAGUGAGGUUGCUUAGGAGAUUGGUAGUUCAACAAGAUUUCUAGAGGGAAUAUUUAACAAAUCAGUGCUUAUUUACAAAUAAACUAAUAUGCUAAUCAUAGUGACCCUUAAAGCAGUCCCUGGGAUACCUUCUUGGCAAAUUCUUAGUAUCUACUUGAAAAUAUGUGCUGCAUCAGAAACCCCUGCAUUGAGGUUUGUGGGCUCAAGACCGAAUCUCAAUUCUGGGGACUAGGGUAUAAGGUGGGAGGGAAGAAAGUGGGCCCUAUUGGUAACCCCAAGGGCUCCCUGUUCCAAUGAGAUAACUAAUAGUAAACCCUGCCAAUGGAUGGGGCAGGUCUGGUGCCUAGCUUGCGACUUAGUUGGGGAAACCAAGACAGGCAGGGACAGGUAAAAAGGCUGGACAGUGACCUGAGUGAUUUACAUUAGGGAGUAACACUGAGGCUUCAUUUCACACACACACAAUUUGAAAAAUACAGAAAGUAUGGCAAGACUGAGGGCAGAGAGAGUGACUGCUGAUGGCAAUGCUACUUGUUCUUUUCAAGGCUAAUCUGUAUCAAGAGCCAUAAAAAUGCUGAUACACUUUGAUCCAGUAAUCCUACCCUAAGGAAAUAUUUCAAAAGAAGAAAAAUAAACCAUUUACAAAGAUG